Molecule: messenger RNA, 2683 nt
Organism: Trichosurus vulpecula (common brushtail)
Lineage: Eukaryota; Metazoa; Chordata; Mammalia; Diprotodontia; Phalangeridae
Product: solute carrier family 22 member 1-like
Exons: 11
Coding region: 163-1827 (554 amino acids)
Biological process (GO): transmembrane transport
Cellular component (GO): membrane
Source: RefSeq, a predicted model, not a curated record
GGUUGUGUUCCAUGUUUAUCAUGCCUGAACUUGCUUUGAAAUGUUGCAAUCUGAAUUAACUACAAAUAGAUUAUUUGGUGCUGGUAACUUAGACUCUGCAACUUGGGGCACAUCUCGCAAUGAAUUUUAUUAGUCGCCUGGAAGUUAUUGUCCUAGCCAAUUAUGCCAACCAUAGAUGACAUUUUAGAGCACGUUGGGGAGUUUGACUUCUUCCAGAAACAAGCCUUUUGCUUUCUAUGCCUGCUGUCUGUUUCUUUUGCCCCCAUCUAUGUGGGGAUUGUUUUCCUGGGCUUCACCCCAGAUCACCGCUGCCUGAAUCCUGGAGUCUCAGAGCUAAGCAAACGAUGCGGCUGGAGUUUGGAAGAGGAGCUGAAUUAUACAGUGCCAGGCCUGGGUGUACCAGGAGAUGCUUUUACCAGCCAGUGCCGGAGAUACGAUGUGGACUGGAACCAAACAGCCCUUAGCUGCACAGACCCGUUAGCCAAUUUUACCGGCAACAGGAGCCACAUCCCUCUCACCACCUGUCAGGAUGGCUGGGUAUACGACACUCCAGGUUCCUCCAUUGUGACUGAGUUUGACCUGGUGUGUGCAGAUUCCUGGAAGGUGGACUUAUUCCAAUCCUGUGUAAAUGCGGGAUUCUUCCUCGGCUCUCUGGGAAUUGGCUAUGUAGCAGACAGGUUUGGUCGCAAAGUAUGUCUCUUACUUACAGUCUUCAUCAAUUCUCUCUCUGGAGUCCUCAUGGCCGUCUCACCCAACUACACGUCUAUGCUCAUUUUUCGUUUGAUUCAAGGAUUGGUUAGCAAGGGGAGCUGGGCCUCUGGAUACAUCUUGAUCACAGAAUUUGUUGGCGCAGCCUACAGAAGAACCGUGGGUAUUCUCUUCCAGAUGAAUUUUUCACUUGGCCUUGUGAUACUCACAGGAAUUGCUUAUGUUAUUCCCCACUGGCGAUGGUUACAACUGACUGUUACUCUACCGACCUUCCUGUUUUUACUCUACUACUGGUGUGUGCCCGAAUCUCCUCGGUGGCUGUUAUCACAGAAGAAAAAUGCCAAAGCAAUAAAGAUAAUGGACCACAUUGCUCAAAAGAAUGGGAAACAGUUACCCGCUAAUCUCAAGAGCCUCUCUCUUGAAGAAGAUGAUGAUACAGAAAAGCUGAGUCCUUCCUUCAACGACCUAUUCCGAACCCCCCAGAUAAGAAAACAUACUUUCAUUCUGAUGUACAUCUGGUUCUCAGCCUCUGUGCUGUAUCAGGGUCUCAUUAUGUACAUGGGGGCCACAUCGGUUAACCUUUACCUGGAUUUCUUCUACUCUGCUCUGGUCGAGUUCCCAGCUUCCCUGAUCAUCAUGUUCACCAUUGAUCGCGUUGGCCGCCGCUAUCCUUUGGCUACCUCAAAUUUUGUUGCAGCCGUAGUUUGCCUUGUCAUGAUAUUUAUCCCGGGUGAUAUACACUGGUUAAAAGUGACUUUGGCGUGUCUUGGCAGGAUGGGAAUUACUAUUACAAUUCAGAUGAUUUGUUUAGUGAAUGCAGAACUAUACCCCACAUUUGUUAGGAACCUUGGAGUGAUGGUCUGUUCUUCCUGGUGUGAUAUAGGUGGAAUGAUAACCCCUUUUAUUGUCUUCAGACUGACAGAAAUUUGGCACGAGUUACCCCUUAUUUUAUUUGCUGUGAUUGGCGUGGUUGCCAGUGGAAUGGUGUUGCUCCUACCAGAGACAAAGGGGAAGACAUUACCAGAGACCAUUGAAGAUGUUGAGAACCUGGGGAAAAGAAAGCCCAAAGAAAACAAAAUCUUCCUUCAGACAGGAAAAUCCAAGGAUAUGGACAUCUGAAAGAGAUGUGGCCUCAUUGGAAUGGUUUCUUGGUUCAAAGAAGAUUGACUAACCAUCAGAAAUGCACAAGAAGAAGCAUACAUUUCCUCUCAGUCUCGCUCCAUUGUUGCUACUCUGACACUUGCCCAUUGGGUUUUUGCUCAGCUCUCCAGAAAGCAGUGAUGGUUUUAAAAAUCAUUUCUGGUUUUGUUGGUGUUCUUCCACUAACCCAGUGAAAUCAUCCCUUACUUUUCACCUAUUUAUCUUUUUAAAAAAUCAAAAUCUUGUGGUUGUGAUCAUAACUUUAUUAUCAGUCAAUUAAUAAGCAUUUAUGUACUAGACAGUAGCUCUGUGAUCCAGGUAAGCCACUUAACUUCUCAGUAACUCUCUAAGACUAUAAAUUGCCAGAGGAAAUGACAAUCAGCAUUGGUAAGAAGAGUUGUUUUUUUCACACCUAUACCAAUGAUGAAAUCACAAAUCUAGUGCUUCUUCCUUCUUUCAAACCCUUCUAAAAAUGUAGAUAUUUUGAAAUAAAUGUGGUUAGAUUGUGAAAUUUUUUUUGGUAUGAAUAACUCAUAGUUAGAGGUAAUGGAGAUCAUGAUUCAGCAGUAAUAUGGUUCUCCGUUUCAGGAUAUAUAGUGGGAUUUUCUCUUUAAAAGUAUUUUGUCUUUCAGACUCUAAAUGACCCCUAAGGUUCCCUUCUAGCACUAAGUCUAUGAUCCUAAACAUAAAUCCCAUGGGUUACGUGAAGGAUAUUCAACUAUUUUGUUAAGUUUUAUAAGAACUGGGCAGAUCUUUUAUGCUGGGUCUUGCUUCUGGAUUUCUGAUCUUUGAUGAUUGUCUUUCUUUGUUAGAAAUAAACAUUUGACUCUCAAAA